Molecule: messenger RNA, 1878 nt
Organism: Symbiodinium natans
Lineage: Eukaryota; Dinophyceae; Suessiales; Symbiodiniaceae
Source: the annotation of a GenBank genome assembly
AUGUCUCCUUGCCUCGGUUAUUCGCCCGAGUGCUCCGCGAAACGGUUGAUAGCGAGCGUCCUUGUGCUCGUGGCUUCUGUGCACAUCUUCCCUGCCGCGUUCUCCGUAGACCCAAGAAUCCAAAGCCAAACUCCCGAAACUCUUGGGAGCUUGGAGACCCCUACGCCUUCGCUUGAGCCGAGCCCAAGGCCAAGUUCGCCCGAGAGGAUCCCAAAGGUGGGCCCGGCAUUCGAGGUGUGCCGAGAUCAAGAGCUGACGACCGAGCGCUACAGCACCUUCGCGGCCUAUGCCCCCCAGUCUCAGAUACGCCUCGAGGCAUCCGGGCACAUGGCUCUCUGGAAACAGCUGGGUCUUCUCAGGGGCUGCUGUGCAGCGAAAAGAUGUCACCAAAGUGGGGGGGACGUUUUUUUGGCAUUUCUGGAUGGGCCCAGGGCCGUGGCUCAGCCCGUGGUCCAUGACUUCGGAAAUGGCUCCUACGCACUCCUCAUGUCUACAGACACGCUUUUGCCCACUGGCGCCUACAACCUAAGCAUCUUCCUGCACCAAGUUUUAAACCGGUCGGUGUAUGGAAUCUUGGCUCCGCGUGAUGAAUUUCCCAGAGCUGACACGGCCGGCACCUGGCAAAGCUUGGACUCCUUCGAUCUCCUCGAGGAGUACUACCAGAGUGCUCGCCCCGACUUGCGCCACCUGUACACACACCUUAGCGCCCAGAUCCCCGUUCUUGGGACACCUCUGGAACUUCAUUGGGAGUCCCUGCAGCCGGCGGCCUGGAAAUCCGCGCUCGCCUCCCUGAAGCCGUGUGGCCGCCAGUCCCUGAGUGUGAUGCGCCGGGUGGGCGGAUUCUGGCUUCGUCUGGGAGGGGCUAUGUGCCCGAGCUGCCCUAGCUGUGCUGGCGUGGGAGAAAUGGGCUGUGGCAAUCUGGAUUUGUUGCGGCCGGAUGCUGCUUUUCAUCACGUGUACGUGGAGAGCAAUUGUUACUAUCCGGUGCGCGAUGGGCCCACCAUGCAAAGGUGUCUGGGCAAUCGAAAGGUUCUCAUGCUUGGCGACUCUACAACCAUGGGCCUCCUCACCGACGCCAUAGCAAUGUGGGGUCAGGAGAAGCCUUUCAAGAAUCCAUCCAACUACAGUGAUGUCUGCAAGUACCACGAGAAAUACAUGCCUGGCAGGGGUGGGGUUCAUGGCUCAUGGACGAGCCACCUCUGCCGCGGGCGAGAUCCAACACCCGACCGCCACCAUGUUUCCUUCGGGGGUCGCAAGACGAUUUCGACGCCUGACACCAGCUACCUUCGCAGCCCGAGGUGUGCAGGCUUGGGCAACUUGGCGGAUCGCAAGGCUGCCGGUAAGUUUGCGGCACAGCUGAAGGGUGCUGAUGUGAUCAUUGUGCACUCAUGCGACCACGAUCUCUGCAAUCGAGGCUUUUCGAAGCCCAAGCUGCUGUCGAAAUAUGAGGCCAACCUGAAGCGGCUUGCUGGGCUGUUCCGAAAACAUGCCUCUGGGAAGAGGAUCCUCUGGUUGUCCUGUUCAGCACAAAGUGGCUUAGCAUGGGCGAACGUCACAACCCAAACGCAGUUGUACAAAUGGCGCAUGGACAGGUUAGCAUUGGAGGCGUGCCGGCGCCACACGUGGGAGUUUGUGGACGCCUUCUCCUUGACUUCCGCGGCGUUGCUGCAGGUGAAUUGGUGGGAUCAUCGGGGGGGCCUUGCUGGCGGCAUACAUUUCCACUCCAGCUGCUGCCCUGUCGGGGAUCGGUCAGAAAUUGCUGCCCUCGCAGAGCUGGAAGACCAGCUGCCAUACCGCUUGGCAUGGCAAGGGGGCGCAGGAUACAUCAGCAAGAUGCUGGCUCAAGUCCUCUUCAACCAGGUUUGCGCAGCAUCUUAA